AUUCAGAAAUUGGCAAGUUAGCGUUCUUUAAAAUUUCACCUUUCGUCUUUGUGAUUGAAACAGGUGAACACAAUUAAUUUUUUUUUGGAAAAUUUAAAAAAACGUGAAAACAUCAAGCAUUUUUUUGUAAUGGAAGGUGAAGAAAAUGUUGAAUCAAAUACAAUUGAAUCAUCCGAAUCAACAACGAACAAGGCUACAAGUAGAACAAAACGGGUAAUCGAUGAUAAAAAUAGGAAAAAAGAUGAAAAAUAUAUUGAUAAUUUAAUACGACAUUUAAAACCAGAAGAAAAGUUACCAGUUCUAGUCAAUAAAUGUGUGGAAUUGUUAAUGGAACGUAGAAAUUUGGAUCAGUCAUUGAAAACUGCUGAGAAAAAUAUUACGGUUUUACAUCGAGAAUAUGACCAAGUAGUUAAUGAAAAACAUCGACAAAUAUUAAUCAAUUCUCGCCUAGAAAAUUUAUGUCGUGAACUUCAAAAACAAAAUAAAAGUAUUAAGGAAGAAACAUCUCAACGAAUGAAAGAUGAGGAAGAAAAACGAAAAGAAGUAUCAAAUCGUUUUCAAGCAACAAUUAACGAAAUUAAUAGUAUGAUGCAACAAGGUAACGAAAAUAACACCAAAUUACGUGACGAUAAUAUUGCAUUAAAUUCCAAGUUUCAAAUAUUAUGUUCCCAUGUUGAAAAACGCGAGGAACAAGUCGAAGCAUUAAUUAAACAAAUGGAUAUUGAACGUAAAUUAUCUGAAGCAACAAUUGAACAACGUAAUUGUGAAAUAUUAGCAAAUCAAGAAACAUAUAAAAAGGAAAAAGAAGUAUUACGUAACGAAUUAGAAAUACAAAAAUUACAAUGUGAUGAAUUUCGUAAAGCAUCAGAAAGUUUACGACAACAAAUUCAAAUGUAUCGUGACCAGUGUGAAGAUUUUCAUUCGGCCGUUGCAAAGAACAAUAACAUGUUUGAAACAUUUCAAUCCGAAAUGGAUAAAAUGUCUGUGAAAUUACAUCAAAUGGCUAAAGAAAAUGCAAUGUAUCAAGAAAAAUUUAAAAAAUCGAAUUUACAGUUAAUUGACUUAUGUCGGGAAAAUCAACAAUUGAAGGAAACUCAAAUACAGUACGAUAAGCAGAUCCAAAUUCUUAAAGAUCUGUGCCGAGCCAUGCAGACGGAACGCUUAGAUUUAUAUCAACGCAUAGAAAAAAAUAAACCAUCAUCUGAAGUUAUUAUUAAUAAUCAUUCAACCAUCGAAAAUUUACCCCCACCAAUUGUACCAGAACCAACCGAUCCACUUAAUGAAAAAAAUGAAGAAACGCUUCAAACACCGGAUGCGCUUGAGCAAAAAGAAGAGAAUUUACGUCAACUUAAAUCUAGUCUUAAUAUUUUGCGUGAUGAGUUAAAAUGUAUUCAACAAAAAGAGGACAUUGAUCAACAAAUACAAAGUCUUGAAAUUCAGGAACCUGCAAAAACUACUGAAACAAAUCAAGUUUAAAAUCGUUGCACUGAAAAAAAAAACCUAUACCCAUUUUUAUUUAUUAUUGGUUUCGUUUUUUGAUGGCGAGUGAUUUCGAUUGAAACACAACGAAAUUUUUGCAGUAUACAAAUUUUUUGUGAAGUUGCAUAAACUGUGUUAAAAUUUCAAAUUUGACGUUAUGGCUAAAUUUUAUUGACGAAAUGUUUGAAUUUCAAAAGAUUUUAGGCUGAACAUUUUUUUUCUCUCAAUUCGAUUGGAUUUUUCAUAAUAACGUAACUUUAAAAAAAAUUUAUAAGUAA
This is a messenger RNA of Chrysoperla carnea, 1757 nucleotides long. Its product is annotated as alpha-taxilin. Gene Ontology annotation, molecular function: syntaxin binding. NCBI's taxonomy places the organism in Eukaryota, Metazoa, Arthropoda, Insecta, Neuroptera, Chrysopidae. The transcript has 3 exons. Bases 130 to 1476 code for a protein of 448 amino acids. The record is from RefSeq and is a predicted model, not a curated record.